Rhododendron vialii is the source of this 1060-nucleotide messenger RNA. RefSeq lists its product as uncharacterized. The transcript is spliced from 4 exons. Bases 168 to 824 code for a protein of 218 amino acids. The record is from RefSeq and is a predicted model, not a curated record. Lineage: Eukaryota; Viridiplantae; Streptophyta; Magnoliopsida; Ericales; Ericaceae.
CCAUUUGGUUGAUGGAGAAUGAUUCCCCCGUAGAGUUGUUAUUUAACUAGACUAACUUAGUCGCCGCAUGACUAUGUUUGAUUUUCGUUAAUUGAUUUGAGAAUCUGAUCAUAUGCGACAGCAAAAACUUGCCAAAAGGGAUGGCGCUAAAAUAGAUUGUAACCGUGAUGUGGAACGCUUGUGGGAAUUCUAUCAACUGUAUAAGAGGCAGAGUGGAUGAUAUGCAAAGAGAGGAGCAGAAAUUACGGGAAUCUGGACCUUCUCGUGCUAAUUUGGGAGACAGCGGAGAUGGCCUGCGUUGUAUCCUCGUGGUGGAAGUGGUGGAAAUGGUCACUAGUGUUAAGUUAGGGUUCAAGCUUAGGGUAGUUGAGGAAGAGGAAGAGAUGGGUAGAAAUGUAACGAGUGGAUCUUUCCCAGUCUCAAAAUUGGUUGGUGCAGUUAACAUUGUGUUAAAUGGGAUAAACAUUGUGAUUGUGCUUACAAGUCCUCAAACGACCGGGAUUUCCGUGCUGAUAAUGGAGGGCAGGUUGGAACUCGGAUCUUCAGAAAUGAAAAAGGUUUUUUCUACAUGGAGGGCCUUGGUUGAGGUGAUGGAAGCACUGAGCAAAGAUGCAGCUCCUGAUGGUGUAGGAAGACUUAUUGUGGAGGAGAUCAGAAAGAUAAAAAAAUCAGAUGCCCCAUUAGCAGGGGAGCUCACACCCUACAACAUCGUCCCUCUGGAAGCACCAUCAUUAACAAAUGCUAUUGGAUUUUUUCCAGAACAUUGUCAAACCCGGAUUUAUUUACAGUGCAUUUAUUCAUUGCUUCUGCUCUUGUAUACGUGAUUCACAUGUUCUGUACUAAUUUUAGCCUCUAUCUAGUUUUUUGUUCAGUCUUUGGUUGUUUCAUCGGAGAGUUGUGGACAAAAACAUAUCAUAUUAUUUGUAGAUUUCUUGUACCUGAUAAACAUUGGAUUGUCUGUUGCUAUAUUACAGACCUCUACUUGUCAGCUCUGCUAUUUAAACAUAUGCUUUCGUAAUUAAUGAAUUCAUGUCUCAGUAAACUUCUUUUUCUGUGAUCU